This is a messenger RNA of Aspergillus melleus, 1032 nucleotides long. RefSeq names its product MBL fold metallo-hydrolase. The record is from RefSeq and is a predicted model, not a curated record. Gene Ontology annotation, molecular function: transferase activity. The transcript has 4 exons. Bases 1 to 1032 code for a protein of 343 amino acids. Lineage: Eukaryota; Fungi; Ascomycota; Eurotiomycetes; Eurotiales; Aspergillaceae.
AUGUCUCUCACUCUCGCCGAAGUCGACUCCCUUGAAGCCAUCGUCAUUGUUGACAAUGAACUGGACCCUCUUUCGCCUCCCCCGCCGGACACUGUGCAGGUGUCCGGUCUGAUGGGGACUCUGGCCAUGAACUCUCCUCACACUCUCACAAACCGCGGCGAUGCCUCAAAGGAGCUUCAAAUGGAGGAUAUUUGCUGCUCGGCGCAUGGUCUCUCCAUUCUGGUGACAGCCACCAAAGGCGAUGUAAAACACUCGGUGCUGUUCGAUGCCGGCCCGGAGAAUGACGUCUGGCGUCGAAAUGCUAAGCGCCUGCGACCGAAUCUCUCGGCGGUGGAGCUGGUGCAGCUCUCUCACUGGCAUCGCGAUCACUCCGGCGGUCUUUUCCAGGCGAUCCAAAUGAUCACGGAGGCCAAAAAGGCCGAAGGCCGUUCGGACAACGUGCUAGUGGAUCUUCACCCCGAGCGCCCCGAAUACCGCGGCUUCAGCAUCGGGGGAACCAUCAUCUCUUUUCAAGCGGAUCCUACUUUUGAAGAACUCGAGGACGCUGGUGGAAGGAUUCAAAAACAUGCCGAGGCACAUACGGUUCUCGACGACUUUUUCUUGAUCUCGGGAGAGAUCCCCCGCCAGACGCCGUACGAAACGGGCGUCAAAGCCGGACUGCGCUUCGACAAGGAGGAAAAUGAUUGGUUUUCUGAUGAGCUGAUCGCCGACGAGCGUUUUCUCAUGUGCAAUGUCAAGGACAAAGGUAUCGUCUUGUUCACCGGCUGCAGCCAUGCCGGAGUCGUCAAUUGCUCUCGACAUGCCAUCGACUGCCUCGAUGGUUCGGUGCCUCUGCAUGCCGUGGUAGGAGGCUAUCAUCUUGCCACCAGCGACGCCAGCCAGGUGGAAAGCACCGUCCGUGACCUCAAGAAACUCGACCCUGCCAUUCUUUUGCCGGGACACUGCACGGGCUGGAGGGCAAAGUUUGCCAUUGAGAAGCAGAUGCCUGGUUCGAUGGUGCCGUGCACGGUUGGUACUAGAAUUACUUUCUAG